AUGGUUUCCCCGUGUGCCUCUGCCCCCCGGGCCGACGCGGCACAAGAUGUGAAUUUGUCACGGAAUGCGCCAAUGCCGACGUUGAAACCCCGGCCUGUGCUUCCAAUGCCGUUUGUGUUACGACUGCAAAUGCGAACGACGUUUGCCGGUGUGCAACGGGCUGGGCCGGGCCGGCCUGUGACCAACUUGUCGCUCAGCCUGGCCACUACUAUUGUCCCUGGGCUUUGGCCGUCCUGCCCUGCCCAAUCGGCACUUUUCAAAACUCUUCCAACACAGUGGAGUGCACCCGAGUUGCUGCACAACAUUAUCCUGCCGAUACGAACGGAAAAUACACGUCCUCGGGGGCUGUCCAACAAGUGGCCUGCCCCAGCUACCACGCUUGUGAAGCCCCCUCUUGGCGACCAGUAUAUCUUUUCCUGUAUCAAUGCUUCCACGACGACUGGUUUUACCAACAUCAUCCCUUGCCCCCUCCACCACAAGUGUGCGGGCGGAAACGCUCAACCCAUACCUUGCUCCUCCACGGACAAGUGUAACAAGUGCACUGUUGACAGCAUCUUAGUGGACGGCGCUUGUCAGCAAUGUUCGCGCACAACCUGGCCCGACGAAGCACAAACGACGUGCAUUACUAUGGUGACGAGGUGGCCCACGCGCAUAUUUAGCAAGGUUCCAGUUUUUGAACCUUCCGACGACGUUGGGCCCACCUUCAGCCGAAGCCUCUCCGGCCGAUUGGUCUUGGAGCCGCAGGGCGACGCCGUACCGAUUAAUCGCUAUUGGACUCCGGCGCUGGUUGUCUGUGCCGUCUUCCCGGGGACACCAUACGAGCGCAUUUUCUCGUCCAUCGUCUACUUGGGCUUAUUUUAUCAAUUUUUUUCCAACCACGAAGAUUCCUUGGAGGAUGCUCACGGUCACUUGCUUAAAACCAAUGAUGGACGAGUGUAUGUCAUGGACACGCAGGUCCUUGGCAAUUCCAACACGCAUCUGCUUCAGCCGGUGACGAACCUCCUGACCUACGGCUUCACCAUCUCCUCCCUCAUGCCCAUCCGCUUCAACUUGAGCCUCCCGUUUCAGUUUUUGGUGGACCAGACCUACUGCCUUGGAGUCGACUCGGACCUUGGUUCUUCCUUCAAGUUGAAUAUGACGAUCAACAUGUUCUGGCUCAGUCAACCACGCCAGGUGGACUCGGUUUUUAUCGGUGCCUCGGAGGUGACUUCGCGUAUGUCUGGCGUCCUUCAGUUUACGACCGAUCCGGUGUGUAUCCACUUUACCGCUUCCACCAACAGCAGUGCAACGUCUUGGCCAACCGAAGCAUUCAAGUACAUGGUCGCCGAGCUUGUGCUAUCAACAAACAAUGUCGAAAACAUCAUGUCUUUCUUUGUUCAGACUGCUGGCAGUCUGUGGUAUCCCGUCCUGGGCAGUUUGGCAUAUUUCGCUAUCGAUGAGCCUGUGCCCGAAGGCGCCGAGUUAUUUGUGGAAGCUGAUGAGACGAUUCCCGUUUUCCUCAAUUGCCCUGGUGAAGUCGUCAUUUACGAUUCCCCCGAGCUUCCUACGGUUCUCGUCACAUGGGACGAGCUUGUGGCUGUGGAUGAGUGGGGCUACGCUGAAGUUGGCCCACCUUCAUCACCCCAGGGCAACUAUACGUGGGAAACAGCGCCCACGGAAAUCACUGUAUUUGCUAUGGAGCACUCGGGUGAAGCAAGCGCUUGCACAUUUCCGAUUCGCUACGUUCGUGACUAUGUCGUGGAACAUGAUGUGGCAUCUUAUCGAGAGCUUUUUAUUCCAUGGGGCAUCAUGCCCAUGAGCUUGCUGCCUCAUCACCGAGCCAUCACCUUUCGAUUGAUUGAUCAGACGAUGCCGGGGCCCUUCAUCUCCAAGACUCUUCCAUUACCCGUGCAUAUCGUCCGCUGGGCUUACCGAAUGUCUACCGACACUUUGAUGCAGCUAAUUGGCUCACCUCAGGACGCUGUUUUGUCGGUACAUGUCGUCUUGGAUCUGGUCCCGGCGAUGGAGGCCGAAGCCAGCACGUCGUCCCCGACCGUUGCGCUAUUUAAUACGACCGGCAGCACCAUGAACACGACGACUCCAAAUUCUUCCACCCCGAUGACCACAGCAGACCCGACAACCACCCCGACUACCACCCCGACUACCACCCCGACUAUACCGACAACAAUGAAUGCGGGUGCACCAAACACCACCAACAAUUUCAAGGGCUUUUCCACUACCUAUGUGGCUGACGGCGCUUUCUUGCGCGUUCGCAUUGUCGACGGCCUCAAAGUGGCAACAGGGAAGCCUUGUCCUGUAGUUAUGGCAAACUUCGAGGCGCUCUAUGAGAUGCCACUCAUCAUGGACAAUCUUCUGUUGAUGGUCGGGCGCAUCAAUUUGAACCAACUUGACGUGACGUGCGCAUACAAUGGCAUCGUGUUUGAGCUUGUGAUGCCGACUGGCCUGACUCCAUCUGAGCCGGUUGGAGAUUACGUCCGGCUACAUGUUCGCCAGUUGGCCAUCAACAUCUCUGGCGUCUAUCACGACAAAGCACCGUUGAGUAUUUUUCAGGCCAUUCCAGCAGAUCGCAUUCCCCCAACUAUAUCCUGCCCUGAUACCUUGAUUGCUGAGUCAGAAGACCAAGUUGACGGCCUGAUUCAAUCAGUGGUGAGCCAGAUUAAUGCUACUGCCUCGGAGCCCCUGAGCGACAUUUCAUGGGCAUGGAUCGAAGGCAAUGUUCAGUUUACCGCCCGUGACAUGGCGCUGCAUGCCACAACAUGCAAUGUUGCCAUUUCGUGGCCGUCGAUUCUGCCCGCUACGACAACAAGUGAGCCCAAAGUUGCUCAGAGCUCCUCUAGUACUUAUGGUGCGAGUGUGGCCGCGGGUGUCGCCACUUCAGUGGCCUUUGUAUUGAUUAUCGCCGUCAUCAUCUGGAUGGUGUUGGCGCGCCGAAGGGCGCAAAAACAGAUUGACUUUGGCCCGCGGUUGAGGGAACUUGAAAAAAUUCUCAACAUAUCCGACUCUGACAAGAUGCUCACCCCUCGAGAGCUUCGUGGCGUCACCUGCAUCGAGUCGAUUGGCAAAGGCAAUUGGGGCACGGUGUUUAAAGGCCUCUUGGAGGAAGACCUACCUCUGGGACUUUCGCGGUUCCUCGUCGCGGUCAAAGCUAUGACCAAUGCAUCUCCCAGUCAGCUUGACGAAUUUACACGCGAGGCAGCCUUUAUGGCUCAGUUGCAACACGAACACAUUGUGCGGCUCUACGGCGUGGUCACAACCUCGACGCCCCACUACUUGGUCAUGGAGUAUUGCGAGCACGGCUCUUUGCAAAAUUACUUGCGUGCGCGUGGCGAGCUUAUCGAUCUUAGCCAUCGCAUUAGAUUCGCAGUGGACGUCGCCAAGGCUUUGGAGUACUUGGCCUUUCGUGGCAUCUGUCACAACGACAUUGCAAGCCGAAACGUGCUUCUCAACAGCCUAUAUCAAGCCAAGCUGGGCGAUUUUGGCCUGAGUCGACAGGUGGGCGGUGUCAACGCCGACUACAUUGGGAAAGAUCAAGUUUUCCCUGUCCGGUGGAGCGCCCCGGAGCUGCUUCGAGACCACAUUCUCUCUCACGCAUCGGACAUGUGGAGUUGGGCCGUUUUUGUUUACGAAAUCUUUACCAACGCUGAAGUUCCCUAUGCCGACAUGCCCAAUCAGCUGGUGUGGCACAGUGUGCUCAAUGGGCAUCGAUUGACGCGGCCGGAGAUUUGUCCUGAACCAGCCUUUGCUGUUAUGGCGCAGUGCUGGAGUGAAGACCCCAGCGAGCGACCCCGGGCGACUGUAGUUGUGGACCAGUUGACGGAGAUGUUGCAACUCCUGCCCGGCGGCGCGAGCUUGCUGUCCGUGGACCAAGCGUUUUCCAGCCGAACAGCCUCGCCUGUGAUGAGCAAAAACGGCACCAUCGUGGUGCCUCCGCACGUCAGGGUCGACGCGGGUGCGGAUGGUGAGGAUGCAGCGACACCUGGCAAUAUGCCCUCCCGCAUUGCGAGCGUUGCUAGCCUCAAGCUUUUGCACGCUGGAGACCAGGUGGAGAGCAACGGCUCUGUCGGGCCCAACCGCCACAACGCUAUCCACCAUCGAGGACACGUGCCAAACAAUGACUUCUCCGACUGCUAUACUUCGCGCAAAGUCUUCUACGACUCGACUCUCGCCGUCGAUCGGAACGACGCGCGGAGGGAAGAAUCACGUUCGGUGCGCCGUCAAGAGGCGGGGGAGGGACGAGAGGAGUGCGUGCUCGGGUUGAAUGCAUCGCCUCUUCUUCGCGAAACUACGAUGGGCUUGAGUCAAACCGCCGCUGCCUGGCUCAAGACUGAGCGGCAGGCGAACCAUCUGCGACACACACCUUCACAUUUGCCGUCUCUGCGCAUACAUGAACAGCGGGGGCGCAUCACUCAUCGACACAUCGCCUCUAUGCGACGCCCGACCGCUACGGCGGGCUUCCUGCUGAGUCUAGCCCUAGCCGUGUCGCUUGUCCUGCCUGCCCGGGCUCGCCUGGACUGCCGGACAGACCCUUGUUUGAACGAGGGCAUCUGCCUUCUCCAGGGCGCGCUCUUCUCGGAAUGCGCCUGCCAAUCCGGCUACACAGGUCAACGAUGCGAGACACGAGUUCGCGCCUGCGCCUCGGAUAGCGAGUGCGGUCACGGUGAAUGUGAGGAUGACGAAGGCGAGUGUGAGUGCGACGAUGGCUGGUCUGGCACGUUCUGUGACAUCAAGUACUCCUCUCCCGGCUACUACUAUGACCCAGAUCAGCCUGCAGUUCUUCCUUGCCCUACCGGCUACUACUCGUACGAGUACUACAACACCAUCUGCUUCCCCGUGCCCUUUGGUUACUACCCCAGCAACCAUCGAGGCGAACACACAACCUCAGCAGCCAUUUACGCCCUCCGCUGUGCCAAAGACAGAGAGUGCCUGCCGGAUACCUUCUCGCCCACUUCAUGCUCAGGGCGUUACAAAUCCAAGGAUUAUGCUGGCAUAUGCACGGACAAACAUUACUGCCCACCCGGCUUCUUUGGCGACAAGGAGUGCGAACCGUGUGAUGCCGGCACGUACAAUCCCAACUACGGCGAAACCAGGAGCCGGGCCUGCCUUGACAUCCCGCCUGGCAAAUUCGGCAUUUUCUCCCUACCGGAUCUCGACCUAGCCGACUUUGAAGUGACCGUGGCCGGCAUGACGGGGCCCGCGCCAGUCACGCACCGUGGCGCGACGGACAUUCGUGACUGCUGGAUUGGCUAUUAUUGCCAAGGCGAUGAUCACUUUCCGCAGCCCUGUCCUCCUGGCCAGGUUCCACGCCCGGAUCAUCGUGGAUGCGAGUAUUGUGAUGCUGGCGAAAUCAUUGUCAACGGACAAUGUCAAGCCUGCCCCGAGAACUAUUGGAGCUUUCAGUCGAGCGUGUUUGUUCAGUGCCCUUUGCCCAUUUUCGCCUCCGAAUUCACCGGCAGCACGCUUGAUGCUGUUGUCAUCAACCCUUAUUGGGACGAUAUAACGUUGACCGUCAACUUGGACGUGCAGUCGGGGGUUGAGAUUUUCACAGUUCAGCUCGACUCAUCGGUGGCCCGAGACUCUGAGGAGGAGGGCCCAGUAUUUGAGUGCCGGCGACUCCUCCUCUCUGGUGCCAUGGUCGAUGUGGAGGUGGAUGACAUUGGCUUGGCACGCCAAGGCGCCACUUUGUCCCAAUACUUGAUGACCGAUGUGUCCCUACUUGGCGGUGGCGCUGCACCUCCCAUUCUGCAUGUGGUGGAUCUAGGUGAUGAACCCGCACUCGGCCUGGCCUUUCGCAGCUCCAGUCUGUUAACGGUGGAUGACAUGGCAGCAGAAGGCAUAUUGCAACUCAAGUUGCAAGCCUAUUAUUGUCAAACAUACCGCUCCGAUGUACCCAGCCUCACUGGCACGCGCCACGUGGGCACCGGACGGGCCUAUUUUGACCCAGGCGCUCUAGAUGCGGCACAAUAUCUCGAAGUUACGGAAGCCCCCCCAGCCGCACGCAGCACAUCCUUCGACGGCAAUCUCACCAUCAUCGCAAGCGCCGACGAGUCGUGCUGGGGCCUCGAAUUUCUUGUUGAAGCUGAUUUGGGCGGACUCAUCUUCGACGUUUUACGCCUACACUUACCUGUGCCAUCAAACGAACUACGCACUAUCCUUGAAAAUCGCGUAUGGCUGCCAGUGUCGGACACUAGACUAGCAGUCCAGGCGAUCAUGCAGGCUGAUGCCCAUGCCGAUGCCCGUCUGCUUGCGAGUGGCGACAACUUUGCCCCGUACUUUAUCACUUGCAGCGACCAAAUCAUAACCGUGCAUCAGCUUGACUCGCAGGCCACCGUCACGUGGGUACCGCCUGUAGCCAUGGACAACUCUGGCUCAGUCGAACAGCUCACCAGCAACUUUGAGCCCGGCACUCGAGUGGACUGGGUUGAACUCCCCUUACCUAUCACCUACAACGCCCGUGAUGCCGCUGGCAACGAAGGCCGCUGUAGCUUUUACGUCAACUUGCUCAACACGGCUUGGACGCGCCAGCUAGUGAAGAACUUGCGAUACACAGGUGGCCAAUUCCCAACUAGCAUCGAUGAUCGUGGCCUGCAGCACACCCACAUUGUGACGCCCGGUGCUCCGGCAUUGUUUGCUGACAAUGUUGAGCUUGACAGCUCCAUCCAACAGCUCGAGUGGCGCCUCGAGGCUCCCGAACUCUACACCUUCAAGCUACAACGGACCAAUCAUAUGUUUGAAGUUGUCUUGGUAUUUGCUGUCAACGACCCAAGCGCCACGGCAGACACUAUCCUGUUACAAGCGGAUUUGAUUGCGCCGCAAGGCUCCACCGGGGAAAGCCUCGACUUGUUGGCCAAUUGGUUUGCCGUCAAAACCUGGUACUUGGCGGACGGGUACCUUUUCGUUCGUGGUGCCGGUGCCCCCCACAUUCCCGACAAUCUGUCUCACAUCAAAGCCACCGGACUUAGCCUUGUGCUGACCUUUCCCGCCGGCGUACACUUCUCCACGGCUCAGCUCGAGCUGACCCCUAUAUCUGCCGCAAUGGACGUGGUGUCCAGCCUGCAGCAAACCGUCUUCUCCGUGGUCAAGCUUGAUGCCAAGCCGCCUGUCAUCUACUGCCCUGCUGACGUUGUCGAAAUUGUGGACAGCGCCAAUGAUACGGCCAACUUGAGCGCUGCCGUGCUUGAGCCGGUGCGGUUCAGUGAUGACAGUGGCCUCGUUGAGCUUUUACCCUUGGUCAACAUGACUUUUGGGGUUGGGCGUCACACCGUAACACGCGUGGCCGUGGAUCCGUCCAACAACACGGCCAACUGUAGCUUUCGCAUAGUGGUGGUAGAGCGAGGCACUGAGCUGCCCGACGAUGACGACGCUGGUGGACCAGCUCCACCGCUCACAACACGCGGGACUUUUACGCAAGACAACGGUACUGACCUCGAUUACGAAGCCGCCUCCGGCGGCGACAAGUCGGCUGUUGAUGGCGGUGUCAUUGCCGGAAUGGCUGCGGGCAUCAGUCUGCUUACGCUUGUCAUGAUUUUUCUGUUCCUUCGCAAGACGCGACAACUGAAUGCCAUGGCUCGGAAGGGCAUCAACUUUCAAGAUCAGCUGCAAGAGUUGCAAGGGCACCUGGUAGGCCAAGACGGGCUUGUCACGCCUCACGAAAUCAAGCGCCAUCAUCUCAAGGUUCUCGAGAUUCUGGGAACUGGCAACUGGGGUGUCGUCUCCAAAGGCAUGCUUGAGGAACACAAAUCGGCUGGCAUCCCUGGAUUCAUUGUGGCUGUCAAAAUUCUCAAGCAAGGCAAUACCGAGGCUGUCAUAGAGCUGAGUCGUGAGGCCGCGUUUAUGGCUCAAUUUAAUCAUGACAAUGUGGUGCGCCUUCACGGCGUCGUGACGGUGAAUGAGCCGGUGGCCAUGGUCAUGGAGUACUGCGAGCAUGGGAGUUUGCAGGCUUACCUACGAAAGCGAGACAUGCGUUUAAUCAGUCGUCUCUCUGUGGCACGGGAUGCCGCCGCCGGCUUGGCAUACCUCAGUGGACGCGGUGUUGUUCAUCGAGACGUGGCGGCUCGCAACAUUUUGCUUUCCAGCGACUACCGGGGGAAGGUGGCUGAUCUUGGCCUCACGCGCGAAGCUGGUAGCAACAGCGAGUACUACACCUCGCGCGGCGGUGCGAUUCCCGUGCGGUGGUCUGCUCCCGAGGCACUUGAAGAACACAAGUUUUCGCAGGCAUCAGAUGUCUGGAGUUGGGCCGUCACGUUGUAUGAAAUUCAAACGCAAGCGCGACUACCUUAUGAAGGCAUGUCCAACCAGAAAGUGUGGAUCAGUGUUGCGGGUGGCUACCGUCUACCUCGCCCGGAGGAGACAUCGAAUGAACUAUACGAUUUGAUGUGUUCAUGCUGGUCCGACGUGCCCAAGGAACGUCCUUCCUUCAAGCAGUUGGAAGUGCAAAUGCAAAACAUGAUCAAUGAUCUGCACGAGGCCGAGACGACGCGGACCAUCGCCCACAACAGCGCAUACAGUGACUCGUUUACACCGCGCCGCCCUGCGACAGCGCAGCGGAACAGCGGUCCCAACUUUUACUUGGACGACAUGUCCAUGGGACGACGCUCGCGCACUGGCAACAGCAGCAGCUGCUGCCUGACGAGUCGAGCCGGUAGUGUCUGCACCAGCUUGGGCGGCAUGAACAGCCGAGCAACCAGCAUUAGGGGGAACAUCAGCCGUAACCCUAGUCUUCGCGCGUGUGAGAGCCAGCUGACGCUUUUGGAGGACGACGAAGACGAAGAGAUGCGGGUCCGGAGUCAACGAAGCUCACCUCGCGGGUCAGUGGAUUUGGCUGUACUGGCCACGGGAUCAACAGCGAGCUCGCGAGGACCCUCGCGAGCAACGACGCCAGUACGCAUUGCCGUGCCCCCCACGGUGUUGGAGGCCAUGUCUGAGGAUCGCGACUCGGUCCGUUUGGACGAACUGCCGAACGACGAGGCCAUGUGUGAGGUCGACCCAGACUACGCGCCCCGUGCCAUGCUGUCUCUACGCCGAAUGGCCAGCGAAGGGUCUCAGAGCGCAGGGAUGCCAUUGGCCACGUCCCGAGUACCGUCGGCGAGUGGCACUGCUGCGGCAUCCGAGGCCGGAGACGAUGAAUAUGAAAUUGCCGUGCCCCUCGACACGCGCAAUCUCUAUGCACCCUUGCUCAACGCCAGCAACGCCGUUUUGUACGCCGACGAUGACAUGCUGGGCUUAACACCAAAUAGCAGCGAGACACAGGCCCUGGCAGCUUUGAGGAGCACCAUGGGUUCCCAUGGGUUGGAUGGAUAUGAAGAGUCUUCUGUUGGCCGGCUCUCAAGUGCAGCCUCGAGCGAUAGUGAUGCGGGACAAGUGUAUGCCUAUGACUUGCCAGCAGAAAUCCGAUCGCCACUCGGUCAAGACGCCAAUCCGCCUGCAUCCGAGCCCAAGCUUAUGUCGAUUCAAGAGCGUAUUCGUAGCCUCGUAUCCUAAGGUGAUGAUCUGUUGAGUGCGCAAGAAAGUCGCUGCGAUGCUGAGCCCAGUGCCUUUGUGAUGAUAAGAUUAGAAUUUCCCCUGUGAGUGGCGGGCCGCCUUUGACGGUCACAUCGGCCUCGUUCUUUAUUUGUCCUUUGCUUUGUGAGUGCGCUUGGCAUCACUUGCUCGCCUGGGCUCUCUGAAAGGAUGAAGCACGGCGCAUCGAGGCGAGCGCGAACCCAAACGCUGCUCUGACCUCUUUGACUAGACUUGUAAUGAAAGGAACCAAUUGAUCAGAUUUAGCUCCCA
Messenger RNA from Monosiga brevicollis MX1, 9768 nucleotides. RefSeq lists its product as uncharacterized. Lineage: Eukaryota; Choanoflagellata; Craspedida; Salpingoecidae. Gene Ontology annotation, cellular component: signaling receptor complex. Gene Ontology annotation, biological process: positive regulation of kinase activity; cell surface receptor protein tyrosine kinase signaling pathway; protein phosphorylation. The coding region runs from base 1 to 9477 and encodes 3158 amino acids. The transcript has 30 exons. Gene Ontology annotation, molecular function: ATP binding; transmembrane receptor protein tyrosine kinase activity. The record is from RefSeq and is a predicted model, not a curated record.